AUGAGGCAAUACACGGAACUUUGGAAAGCGGUCAUUCGACCUCCACGCGAUCAUUAUGAGAUCAAGGACCUGGGGCCACCAGUUUUCAGCAUUGAGAGCAAAACUUUCCAGCGGACAGACAUCUCUUUGAAGAACUUUCGCGGCUUGACGAUCGUGUGCAGCCAUUUCGAGCCCAUCAGCAGGGAACGGCCAGCGGGAAAGCUUCCGUGCGUGGUUUAUCUCCAUGGGAACUGCAGCAGCCGGCUCGAGGCGGUGAGCACGUUACCGGCGCUCUUGCCCUUCAACAUUACCGUCUUUUGCUUUGAUUUCGCCGGUUCCGGUUUGUCUGAUGGCGAGUACCUCAGUCUUGGCUACUACGAGAGAGACGACCUUGCAGUCGUCAUAGAUCACCUCCGGGAAUCCAACCGGGUGUCCUGCAUAGGCCUGUGGGGCAGGUCGAUGGGUGCUUCUACGGCUUUGCUUCAUGCAGAUCGUGUGGCACUCGCAAACUCGCAAGCUGUCCUCUGCGAGGAAUUGGUGGAUGGCUACACGAACAGCCGGGUUCCAAGGGGGGUCAUCGGCAUCGCUCUUCAACUGGUGCGCAAUUCCAUUAGUGCACAUGCCGAUUUUGACAUCUACGACCUUGCGCCUGUCCAGCAUGUCUCGAAGUCUUUCAUCCCCGCGCUGUUCACGGCCGCGUACAAUGACCAUUUCAUCAAGCCUCACCACGCCAGGGAGCUGCAUUCUGCCUAUGCUGGUGACAAGAACUUCAUCAUGGUGGAGGGGGACCACAACUCGGCGCGGUCCAAGUUCUUCAUGGACUCAGUCUCCAUCUUUUUCUACAACACACUGCAGGUUAUCACAGCAUGUCAGUAUGGUUGUGGCACAAUAGUUGAAUCUUGGCAGUGUGAUGCUUUGGUAGUGGACGUGCAGAGUGAGGCCGAGGGAUGUCAAGGGCCUGAAACCCUCAAAGUCUGCGAACAUGCUGAUAUUACUUCAGCAGGCAGGCGCAACUGCAGGGAUCCUCGCGGAUUCUGCGCGCAGGUGGGUCUUUUCUGA
This is a messenger RNA of Symbiodinium sp. CCMP2592, 1038 nucleotides long. The record is from the annotation of a GenBank genome assembly. NCBI's taxonomy places the organism in Eukaryota, Dinophyceae, Suessiales, Symbiodiniaceae.